This is a messenger RNA of Melopsittacus undulatus (budgerigar), 564 nucleotides long. RefSeq names its product integrator complex subunit 7-like. The record is from RefSeq and is a predicted model, not a curated record. Gene Ontology annotation, biological process: snRNA 3'-end processing. The transcript is spliced from 5 exons. Lineage: Eukaryota; Metazoa; Chordata; Aves; Psittaciformes; Psittaculidae. Gene Ontology annotation, cellular component: integrator complex. The coding region runs from base 1 to 513 and encodes 170 amino acids.
AUGCUCACUGCUCCAGGAACAGCAACUACAACUACAAGGUCAUUUGAUUUAGUAAAACUGGCACAGGAGUGCUGUUACCAUAAUAACCGUGGCAUUGCAGCUCAUGGUGUGAGAAUUCUGACUAAUAUAUCAGCCUCUUGUCAGGAAAAAGAUCUUCUGCCUUUGGAGCAAGAUGCAGGUUUUGGCUUAGAAGCUCUACUUGUUCUUUGUAGUCAAGAUGACAGUCCAGGAGCUCAAGCAACCUUAAAGAUCACGUUAACUUGCAUGGUGAAGCUGGUCAAGUGCCGUCCUCACCUGAGCCAGUCAGUAGUUGAAUCCCUGCUGACCCAGCUACACAGCGCCCAGGAUGCUGCCAGGAUUCUCAUGUGCCAUUGUUUAGCAGCUAUUGCCAUGCAGCUGCCUGUCCUAGCAGAUGGGAUGCUAGGAGACCUUAUGGACCUCUAUAAAUUAAUUGGACUAUCUGCCACAGAUAAAAAACAGGAACUCUUGGUAAGACUUCCUUCUGGUAAAUAGGUCUUAGAUUCAUAGAGUCAUAGAAUCAACCAGGUUGGAAAAGCCCUUCAA